Messenger RNA from Erigeron canadensis, 1533 nucleotides. Its product is annotated as RNA-binding protein FUS-like. NCBI's taxonomy places the organism in Eukaryota, Viridiplantae, Streptophyta, Magnoliopsida, Asterales, Asteraceae. Gene Ontology annotation, molecular function: RNA binding. Bases 124 to 1122 code for a protein of 332 amino acids. The transcript has 9 exons. The record is from RefSeq and is a predicted model, not a curated record.
GCAGGUGUGUGUGUGUGAGAUAUAAAUACAACAAAACUGUCUAUCUUUACAGUUUUUUCUUAGGGCUUAUAAACAACAAAAAUACAUAUUCAAGCCGGAUACCACACCAACAAAACAUUAAAGAUGGAUCGGUACCAGAAGGUCGAGAAGCCUAGAGCAGAACAACCGAUUGACGAGAAUGAGAUUCGCAUUACUAGUCAAGGAAGGAUGCGGAGCUAUAUCACUUACGCCAUGAAUUUGCUCCAGGAAAAAGGCUCGGAAGAAAUUCAGUUUAAAGCCAUGGGUAGAGCCAUUAACAAGACCGUAACAAUUGUGGAAUUGAUAAAGAGGCGAAUUGUUGGUCUGCAUCAAAUUACAUCUAUUGGAUCCACAGACAUAACUGACACUUGGGAACCCCUAGAGGAAGGAUUACUUCCUUUGGAAACCACGAGGCAUGUUUCGAUGAUAACUAUAACUCUAUCAAAGAAGGAGCUGAAUACAUCAUCUAUUGGGUAUCAGGAACCACUGCCAGCUGACCAGGUGAAGGUGUCAACUGAUAUUGAAUACGAAGGAGAGGGUUCACCAACUGCAAGGGGCAGAGGGCGUGGUGGAAGGGGAAGAGGAAGGGGAAGGUCUAGAGCUGCACCAGCAGGAAAUGGUUUUGGACAAGACGAGUAUGAUGAUGGAUGGGAUGGCCCUGCUGGUUAUCCCAGGGGAAGAGGCCGAGGAAGAAGUUCUGGGUUUCGAGGACGCGGAAGGGGAAACUACGGAAAUGCACUUUAUAUGGAUAAUCAGCAAGAUGCUGGAGGUUACAAUCAAGAAUCUCCUAGGGGAAGGGGUCGUGGUUUCCGUGGCCGUGGAAGGGGAGGAUAUAACAAUGGGUCUUAUAUGGAUAAUCAGCAAGAUGUGGGGGGUUACAAUCAAGAAUCUCCCAGGGCCAGGGGACGUAAUUUCCGUGGUCGUGGAAGGGGAGGCUACAAUAAUGAACCUUAUAUGGAUGCUCCGCAAGAUGCAGGAGGUUAUAACCAAGAGAAUCCCAUGCGAGGUGGAGGUCGUGGUCGUGGGAGGGGAACUCGUGGAGGAAGGGGUCGUGGUGGUUUCAGAUCAAACAGGCCAAAUCAGGUCGCAGCUGGUGGCGACUAAGAAAAAAAAACAGGGUUUCAUGAAUGUUCUGCUUUCAUAUGCUUUCCAUGAAUGUUUGGACGUCUGCCUGCUCCAUUUCUAUGUUUUGUUUCAUUUUUUCCAGUUCCCGAUAAUUGACCUAGGAACAUCAGUUUGUACUAAAAGUGUAGACUAAGUUUUAGUAGCGAGCUUUGAGUUUUUCAUGUCAUCUGUUAAUGUUUCUAUUUUUUCGAUUUUAAUGUAAUUUUUGCUCUCAUUCUUUAGGUUAAAUAUUUUGUUUUAUGUUUGUAGGUCUUGUGUGUAUGACUGACUGAAGUUAAAUUCAGUGAGCGUGACACAAGAUUUUUCUUUUUCCUUAGAGGUAAUUGGUUUUGUUUCAUGAGUUGUAUGUGAUACUCUUAUUUCUUGAGAAGAAAUUUGGUUUUACUUGAA